Messenger RNA from Megalobrama amblycephala (Wuchang bream), 834 nucleotides. Its product is annotated as methyltransferase-like 26 B. Lineage: Eukaryota; Metazoa; Chordata; Actinopteri; Cypriniformes; Xenocyprididae. The coding region runs from base 128 to 745 and encodes 205 amino acids. The transcript is spliced from 7 exons. The record is from RefSeq and is a predicted model, not a curated record.
AACAUAAAAGGGGAGGAGCGGACAGAAGCUUCUUACCCAGGUAAUCUCCUGACCCAUCUGCUGUUCAUCAGCGCUCACUGAGCUCUUCACUGGACUCACUGCACCGACCCAACAACAGCGCAGCACCAUGCUGCUCUCGCCGGCGGCCGAGCGGAGUCAGGACAGCUUGCUGUCGGUACUGUGGGAGAUACUGGAGGAUCAGUCUCAUCACGAGCUGUUUGGUCUUGAGUUAGGAUCUGGCACAGGGCAGCAUGUGGUACAUUUCGCUCAAGAAAUGCCCUUCGUCACAUGGCAGCCGUCAGACAUCAAGGAGGAAUCGCGAAACAGUAUCAGAGCUUACAUUGGGGCCACCAAGGCGAAAACAGUGCUGGAGCCUGUGUAUCUGGAUGCCAGUGAACCCUGGGAGAAGUGGGCAGGACUGCCACAAAGCUCCUGUGACAUUAUCAUAGCAAUCAACCUGCUUCAAUACAGCGCCUUCAGCAUUGCAGAGGGUGUGUUUAAAGGAUCUGGGCAGAUACUAAAACAGAACGGCCUUCUAAUGACUUACGGACCGUAUGCUAUCAAUGGCACCAUCACUCCCAUCUGCAAUGAACAACUGGACCAGACGUUACGCCAGAUGAAUCCGGAGUGGGGUCUUCCAGACAUCGAUGUGCUCAGACAGCUGGCCUUCAGUAAUGGAAUGAGAAUGGAACGGAUGAUUGAGAUGCCUGAAAGCAACAAAUGCCUUGUCUUCAGAAGACUGUAGGAAAUCCAUUCAUUCAGAGCACAUGGAUCCAGUUUUCAGGAUAAAGCAGCCACAGUGCUUCACUUUCUAUCAAUCACUCAUUUUCACAU